UGCAUUCACUAUAUCUGGUCUCCCGGGACCCUGCAUUCGCUAUAUCUGGUCUCCCAGGACCCUGCAUUCACUAUAUCUGGUCUCCCCGGACCCUGCAUUCACUAUAUCUGGUCUCCCCCGGACCCUGCAUUCACUAUAUCUGGUCUCCCCCGGACCCUGCAUUCACUAUAUCUGGUCUCCCCCGAGGACCCUGCAUUCACUAUAUCUGGUCUCCCCGGACCCUGCAUUCACUAUAUCUGGUCUCCCCGGACCCUGCAAUCACUAUAUCUGGUCUCCCCGGACCCUGCAUUCACUAUAUCUGGUCUCCCCCGGACCCUGCAUUCACUAUAUCUGGUCUCCCCCGGACCCUGCAUUCACUAUAUCUGGUCUCCCCCGGACCCUGCAUUCACUAUAUCUGGUCUCCCCCGGACCCUGCAUUCACUAUAUCUGGUCUCCCCCGGACCCUGCAAUCACUAUAUCUGGUCUCCCCCGACCCUGCAUUCACUAUAUCUGGUCUCCCACAGUACACACAACAUG
Molecule: messenger RNA, 516 nt
Organism: Staurois parvus
Lineage: Eukaryota; Metazoa; Chordata; Amphibia; Anura; Ranidae
Source: the annotation of a GenBank genome assembly